This is a messenger RNA of Yarrowia lipolytica CLIB122, 1395 nucleotides long. RefSeq lists its product as uncharacterized. Gene Ontology annotation, molecular function: argininosuccinate lyase activity. Lineage: Eukaryota; Fungi; Ascomycota; Dipodascomycetes; Dipodascales. Gene Ontology annotation, cellular component: cytosol. The record is from RefSeq and is a predicted model, not a curated record.
AUGUCUGCCGAAGUUCCUUCUAAACUCAAGCUCUGGGGAGGCCGAUUCACUGGCGCCACCGAUCCCCUCAUGAACCUGUACAAUGCGUCUCUGCCUUACGACAAGAAGAUGUACGAAGCUGAUCUCGAGGGUACCCGAGUGUACACUGCGGCUCUGCGAAAGCUCGACAUUCUCAACGACCACGAGCUAAGCGAGAUUCACCGAGGUCUGGAAGAGAUCAAGAAGGAGUGGGCCGCCGGCACCUUCAAGGAAGAGGAGGGAGACGAGGACAUUCACACUGCCAACGAGCGACGACUGGGCGAGAUUAUUGGCCGAGACAUCUCUGGCAAGGUGCACACUGGCCGAUCUCGAAACGAUCAAGUCGCUACCGACAUGCGACUGUAUGUGCGAAAGGAGCUGGGAGAGAUCCGAAACCUGCUGGCCGACUUCAUCAAGGUGCUUAUCAACCGAGGUAAGACUGAGAUGGACGUGCUCAUGCCGGGAUACACCCAUCUUCAGCGAGCCCAGCCCAUCCGAUGGGCCCACUGGCUUUCAUCUUACGCUACUUACUUCACCUCCGACCUGCAGCGACUGGACCAGCUCAUUGAGCGAGUCAACAUGUCUCCUCUGGGCUGUGGAGCUCUGGCUGGCCACCCCUUUGGCAUUGACCGAGAGUACAUUGCCACCGAGCUUGGCUUUGGCGGCAUCAUCGGUAACUCCCUUGUUGGUGUCGGUGACCGAGACUUUGUCACCGAGACUCUCUUCUGGGGCUCUCUGCUCAUGAACCACAUUUCUCGAUUUGCUGAGGAUCUCAUCAUCUACUCCACUGCCGAGUUUGGCUUCAUCCAGCUUGCCGAUGCCUACUCCACCGGUUCUUCUCUCAUGCCCCAGAAGAAGAACCCGGACUCUCUGGAGCUUCUUCGAGGCAAGUCUGGCCGAGCUUUUGGCCAGCUGGCCGGCUUCAUGAUGUCCGUCAAGUCCACUCCUUCCACCUACAACAAGGAUCUGCAGGAGGACAAGGAGCCCCUGUUUGACAACCUCACCACCGUGUCUCACUCCAUCCAGAUUGCCACCGGCGUCAUGUCCACCCUCUCCAUCAACAAGGAGAAGAUGGAGGGUGCUCUUACCAUGGACAUGCUGGCCACCGAUCUGGCCGACUACCUGGUCCGAAAGGGCGUCCCCUUCCGAGAGACCCACCACAUCUCUGGUGAGGCUGUUCGAACUGCCGAAGAGCUCAAGGUGUCUGGUAUCGACAAGCUGACCCUGGAGCAGUACAAGAAGAUUGACGAGCGAUUCGAGGAGGACGUUGCCAAGGUCUUUGACUUUGAGCAGUCUGUCGAGCGACGAACCGCCAUUGGAGGAACUGCCAAGUCCGCCAUUCUCCAGCAGUUUGAUGCUCUUGAGAAGGCUCUCUAA